CCCCGACACACUGAAAGCAAAAAGAAAGACAUAACCCCAAAAAAAAAAUCACAAAUGCAUAAAAAUAGAAAGAUAAUUAUGAAAAAAAAUGCAUUCUCCAUUAUUGUCUUCUCGGACUAAACCUCUAUUUCAACCCCACAGACAGAGCAACUCUCUCUCUAUUCUCUCUCUAACAGGGUAAGCAUUAAGCAAGCCCAGUUUCACCAUCGAAGGGCAAGCAAAAAAGAUUUGUCCUUUUGGGUUCUAGAGAGAAAAAAAAAUGGAAGAGAGGCCCGAGACGGAGCUCAUAUCAAUCCCGGCGAGUCCACGUGGAGUGUCGACGCCGGAGAUACAGACGCCGACCGGACAGAGAUCUCCCAGGCCCAUGUCUAAGGAUGCGAAAUCGUCGACGGCGUGGACUCCGACGUCGUUUAUAUCGCCUCGGUUCUUGAGCCCGAUCGGUACGCCCAUGAAGAGGGUGCUCAUCAACAUGAAGGGCUACUUGGAAGAGGUGGGCCACCUCACUAAGCUUAACCCUCAAGACGCAUGGCUUCCCAUCACCGAGUCACGCAAUGGGAAUGCUCAUUACGCUGCGUUUCAUAACCUCAAUGCUGGUGUUGGCUUCCAGGCACUGGUUCUUCCUGUUGCUUUUUCUUUUCUGGGCUGGAGUUGGGGAAUACUUUCCUUGACUAUAGCCUACUGUUGGCAACUUUACACGUUGUGGAUUCUAGUUCAGCUACAUGAAGCAGUUCCAGGAAAGAGGUACAAUAGAUAUGUGGAACUUGCACAGGCAGCAUUUGGGGAAAGAUUGGGUGUUUGGCUUGCUCUUUUCCCAACAGUAUAUUUAUCAGCGGGAACUGCAACGGCAUUAAUUCUCAUAGGAGGGGAGACAAUGAAACUAUUUUUCCAAAUAGUAUGCGGUCCCCUUUGUACAUCAAAUCCUCUCACAACGGUUGAGUGGUAUCUGGUGUUCACUUCUUUGUGCAUCGUUCUGUCUCAGCUCCCAAACCUAAAUUCUAUUGCAGGACUUUCACUUGUUGGAGCUGUGACGGCUAUUACUUAUUCCACGAUGGUUUGGGUCCUAUCUGUAAGUCAACAAAGGCCACCAACAGUUUCUUAUGAACCUCUUUCAUUGCCAUCAUUUUCUGCUUCCGUCUUUUCAGUCUUGAAUGCGCUUGGAAUUGUAGCCUUUGCUUUCAGAGGGCACAAUUUGGCUUUGGAGAUUCAGGCAACAAUGCCAUCAACCUUUAAGCAUCCUGCUCAUGUACCAAUGUGGAGAGGAGCCAAAGUAGCUUAUUUUUUCAUUGCUAUGUGCUUGUUCCCUAUUGCCAUUGGAGGUUUCUGGGCCUAUGGGAACCUUAUGCCGUCAGGGGGAAUCCUCAAUGCCUUGUAUGCGUUUCACAGUCAUGACAUUCCAAGGGGGCUUCUUGCAAUGACUUUCCUUUUAGUUGUCUUCAACUGUUUGAGCAGUUUCCAAAUAUACUCCAUGCCUGUCUUUGACAGUUUCGAAGCUGGCUACACUAGCCGUACAAAUCGCCCCUGCUCAAUAUGGGUCCGAUCUGGUUUCAGAGUCUUUUAUGGAUUUAUUUCCUUCUUCAUUGGUGUAGCGCUCCCUUUUCUAUCAAGUCUAGCUGGUCUAUUAGGAGGACUCACACUUCCAGUCACCUUUGCUUACCCUUGCUUCAUGUGGGUUCUCAUAAAAAAGCCUACCAAAUUCAGCUUCAAUUGGUAUUUUAAUUGGAUCCUGGGUUGGCUUGGUGUUGCCUUCAGCUUGGCUUUCUCAAUUGGAGGUGUGUGGAGUAUGGUGAACAGUGGACUCAAGUUGAAGUUCUUCAAGCCUAAUUGACAAGUAAACGGAAAUCCGGGAAGCUGUCAAUCUGGGUUAUGUGAAGGAUAUUUUUAUAUUCGUUUUACCGCCAGUUAAUUAAAUACGUCGUGUACCUUAUUGUGUUUCUUAUGGCACAUAUUUUUAAAUGGUAAUGAAGAAUUCAAUGUCAUCUACUUCUGUCUAA
Molecule: messenger RNA, 1991 nt
Organism: Ziziphus jujuba (common jujube)
Lineage: Eukaryota; Viridiplantae; Streptophyta; Magnoliopsida; Rosales; Rhamnaceae
Product: lysine histidine transporter-like 8
Exons: 5
Coding region: 260-1825 (521 amino acids)
Cellular component (GO): plasma membrane
Source: RefSeq, a predicted model, not a curated record